Molecule: messenger RNA, 3694 nt
Organism: Labrus mixtus (cuckoo wrasse)
Lineage: Eukaryota; Metazoa; Chordata; Actinopteri; Labriformes; Labridae
Product: nectin-2-like
Exons: 7
Coding region: 167-880 (237 amino acids)
Biological process (GO): homophilic cell-cell adhesion; heterophilic cell-cell adhesion
Cellular component (GO): adherens junction
Source: RefSeq, a predicted model, not a curated record
UCUUUACUGAUAAUGGUUGUUUUUUUUUGCGUCACGUCAUACUUCUCUAUCGUUGCCACACUUCUAACCUGUUUUGUGUUUGGACUAAUGCACCAGGCACGGAACUUCGUCCUUGAAACGCUGUCCAUCCUCCUACCGUGUGUCUGUCCACCUUUCUAGUAACACAAUGAAAUACAACACUCUACUUCUGCUGGAGUUGAUGUAUGUCACAGUACUUUCAGGUCUUAAUGCAGGACAAAUCAAAGCUCAGCCUGAAGUGACUGGAUACGUCGGCCAUGAUGUCACCCUGCCUUGUCCACUCAUCAAAAAUAGAGCAGAAAACAUUUCUCAAGUUGAGUGGAAGCUCCAACAGCCAAACUGUUCAGAAAUCUCCAUUAUUGUUUUAAUUAGUAGAGAGCAAUUUACUGCUCAUGAUACAUUUCUGCAGGGCAGAGUGGAGAUUUCAGAACAAUCUCUGAUCAUUAGAGAUGUGGAAAUGAGAGACGCAGGGUCCUACACUUGUACCCUUUCAGCCUUCCCUAGUGGUAAAUUGGAAGGAACCACCACCCUUAUUGUCCUAGAUGGGACACAUUUAUCAUCAGGUGAGAUUUCUGCUAUCGUGAUCUCUGUCCUGCUGCUGUCAGUGAUCCUGUUAGCUGUAGCUUACCUCGUCUUCAUCAAAAGAUCGGCUUCUUUUGUCAGACAGCAGGUCUUCAUUGAUACUGAUGGUCCAGUGAGGGAUGUGGCCAGGCCGUCUUUUAUUGUGAAAGAGCAGGAUUUGGUCUAUUCUGACGUCAAGUGCAUACCGUCCAGAGUCGCUGAUCCUUUCUCCAAUGACAGACACACACAGAGCUUGCAUGUUGAUGAUGUCAUGUACUCCGAGGUUUCAAGUAGGUUCUAAAUGAAAUCAAAUGUAUGCUGCAGUAAUGCUGAAGGACUUUUCUUGGACUCAUGGAGGACUUCAGAAAAAUGCUCUUAAAGCGGCUGUAUGUAAGUUAAUGUGUUCCCGCAUGUUGGUGUCAUUAAGAAGAAUCUCAGCAUCCUGAAAGCUUUUAACAAAUUAAAACCUCUUCAAACCAAACACAACCUUUUUGUCCUCUACGGAAUCACAGCCGCUGUUUAAGAUCACAGGAAACAUUAUACUGUAUCUAUGUAUUAUCUAUUCAACCUUAUGUAAACACUGAGGAAUUAUUCAGGACAUUUCCUCAUUUGAAUGAGAACGAUACUGUACAAAGAAUGAACACAUACAAUAUUUAUAAAUAACCGGUGUAAAAUGACAAGAGUGCAAUUAAAACUGGUGUCAUUCUUUUUAGAUUUACCUUCAGGGUUGAGUGUUUGAAUGUGUUGUAAAAUGUUUCAUGUGUGCUAAUAUUUUUAAAUCAGCACCAAAUACAAAGUACAGCUGAGGCUGAGAGGAAUGUCUAAAGCUUUGCAGGUCAUUCGUCAAAGAAAUGUAAACGAUAGAAAAAAAAUCAAAGCUUAGAGAAACAGAUGGGAAAAGAUGAUUAAAGGUCAAAGUUUUUUUUCAGUACAUCCUCUGGGCACCACGAAUUUCUGUAGUGAAGUCAAUCCGUACAGAAGAUGUCAAGAUAUUUGUCAGAGUAAGUGUCGACAUAUUGAUGGCUCUAGAGUAAAAGUCACACAUCUCAGUGUGAACGACAUAACGUUUCCUCUGCAGAGCCUUUCAAGCGUGUAUGAUGUUAAAUAAAAAUAGGUAACAACUAGCAACCCCAAAGAUGCUUUUAAUAUUAAAAGUGGAAGUGAAAAACCUUUCUUCUUCUUUUUCCCGUGCGCUGCUGUGUGGUGACACAUUUGAGCAGACCUCAGUUGCUACAUGUAACAGCGUGGUUGUAAUCGUUUUGAAUGUUUUAGUAUUUUCCUUUCAUUUCUUUUGAGUUUUCGUUGUCAAUUUUAGUUUAGUUUAUUUGUUGUUGUUUUUCAGAUUCUUUUUAGGCUUGUUGACACUGUAUUGUAAUGGAUAGAGUGCAGGAUGAGAGAGUGGGGAGUGACAUGUGGCAUAGUGCCCAGAGUUGGAGUCGAACCCGGGCUGCUGGCUUCAGGGACUAUACAGCCUCCGUAGGCUACAUGGGGCAUGUGGUUUAAUGCUACAGUCGAUCUAGCGCACCAGUUUCUGUUUAGUUUUAGUUUCUCCUGAUGCUGCUUUGUGAAUGUAUUAUUUUGUUGUAUGUGAUAGCUGUCUGGGGUGAGACUCGAAAGGGCCACAGGAUAUAUUGUGUGAUAAAAACUCCAAAGCAUUUAGAAAAAUCUAUUCAAACAGGCUACAAAAGAUGAAGAUCCAAGACCAUCCACGAAGGACAAACCACAUGUGUCAAUCAGUGUUUGGAUUUAAUAUCCGCACAACAUACUCAGAAUCAGUUAUCACUUUUUGGUAAGCCUUUUUUUUUAUUUUUGUUUCCAUUAAUGAAAAUGUUUAUGACAUUCUAGGUUGUGUUCCUUCAUUUGGUUUUUGAUAAUGAUAAUAACUUUGGCUCACAGCUCAGCUUGGCACAGGCGAUCUCCGGCUCAAUCAAAUAAAACAGCAAACACCCGAAUAUAUCCGAGCCAUCAGUGCAUCAUUCUGCAUGAGAAUGUAAUCAUGUAAUGAAGACUGUUUCAUUGACGUAUCAGGUAAAUAAGCUACUUUAUCGAUCUGCCAAAGUGUCCCAUUAACUACUUGUCACACAGACAGGUGCGGUUCCUGUCUCAACAUUAUUACCAUGCUAGUAGAGCUCAUCACCCACAGUUUUUGUUCCUCUUUUAUUGUCUGAACGUCAAAGGAGGAAGGUCAAAAAGGAAGAUGAAAUUUGCACACUUCUAAAGAGACAAAUUUACCCUAGUGUUGCAUUUUAAAAAAGGGCCAGAGCUGCGGGUGUUUGGGGAAUUCAAAAGGGACUCUAAAUGUGGUCAUUUUCUGCACUCUGCUACUUGCUAUUUUAUUGCAAUAUAACCAUUUGGACAUCAUGAUUUAAGGCAGCCAUGAUAUACUUUUUGUUUUAAGUAAAUUGCUGUGUGCAUGUGAUCCUCAUAACGGGUGAAGUGUUUAUCAGUCAGAGAGGAUGGCUGGAAUUAUUGUGAAUAUUCUCUUAUGUUCUCACUUCUUUCCUUAUCCUGUCUUUUUUCUAAAGGCUUAUUUGCAGCAGCUUUGGAUAAAAAACAAGAAAUACAUAUUAUGAUGUAAUACUGUAUAGAUUUAAAUGCACAGACACUUCUCAAUAUUGUUUACUCUGUACUCUUGUCUGCUUACAGUCCUUUCUGCAGAUCAUUGUUCAGUGAUGAUUUCAGAAUCCUGUACGCAGAUGUUGCAAUCUGAGCGAGUCAACUGUGAAAAGGUGACAAAACUAUGGUUUGCAAAGUCUUACAUGAUCAUGAUCCAUGAAUGCUAACAGUCACCUUCUAUUAUCGUAGUUUACAGCAGCAUUUACUGGCAGUUAGAGUGGGUGUGGGUGUGAAAUUGUGUCUGAUGUUGUGUUGAGAUGCUAACGCUUGUACGUUGGUGUUAUGUUUCAUUUCUGUUUCAAUUAUGAGGCUCAAAUUGUCUUACCCUAAAAGUCAGUUAUUUAAAACUUUGAGUUCAGUUCAUGUAAGAAAUACAUUUCAGUCUUGUUUUUUUUAAAUAAAACGCACAGACCUGUAGAUUGUUCUCACUUUAUCUUUCAAACAUAACUGUUUUGUUUGUGGUUGUUGAUGCGGAAUAAAGUUUUACAUUUUCACAGAC